GACUUAUCAGAAUCCGUUAAAACACAAACACCAGAUAAAUCCACAUUAACCAAAGCUUUCAGUCUGUUUCUCCUUCCUGUUUUUUCUCUUUUCAUAACUACUUUCCCAUCUGCUGUUCCCUUGGUUUAUGUCUCAACAGUUCUAGACACAGGCACUAGAGGGGGCACCAUUUCCUCCAGAACCACUGCUGAUACCAGUAAAUGAUUUACAACAGUUCGUAGGAUAGUAUGUGGCAAUACAUUUAAAUAAAGAUGGUAAUUUUAUAGAUUCGAGACAAACAACAUAAUAAAUCUUUGCUCCAGUUAUGAGGGACAGACAUUUAAAAGUUGUUUUUACAGAAGCCAGAGUCCAAACAACAGAGACAGACCCUGGUGCAAGUUUAUCUUUAACACCUGAAAAGACCUGCAAUGAAAACUGUUUUCAGUACAUAACAAAGAAAAAGGAUGAGAAGGUUCACACGGUGUGAUCAUGGACAUCUGGGUGUGUGUGUGUGUGUGUGUGUGUGUGUGUGUGUGUGUGUGUGUGUGUGUGUGUGUGUGUGUGUGUGUGUGUGUGUGUGAGAGAGAGAGAGAGAGAGAGAGAGAGAGAGAUAGCGAGCUUAAGGACAUAUGCUUUCAGUUGCAUGGCUCUGCUGCUCCUUCUGCCCUGACGUGUCAGGGUUCAAGUUACCUUCAGGAGACACAUCAUCCAUAAAUGACUUGGACUGAAUCUAAGUCAUUUUAAGAGUAUAUAUUUGUAAUUUAUGUCCACUAGUGGAUGAACUGUUUGACUGUGUGUGCUGGUUUGUGUGUCUGUCCUAAGGUUAUGACAAUAGUCUGGUUAAUACAAGGCUGACUGUUAAAUUUGUCAACUUCAGACUUGUUCUUUUGCUUAAAUUUCUUAAAGAGUUCGGAUGUGGACUGUUUACAGUUUAAACUAAAGCCGGUGUGGCUGAAAUAAAAGUCAGUCGACACAGCCAUCUGUGACUAAAAGGUUUGUGUGCAUGCUUGUUUGAUGAAAUAAGACUUGGAGACAGAGAAACUGUGGAGCAGAAGUUGAACUCACACAAAAGUUGAGGUUAUUACUGAUCUCUGAGAGUGCUGUAACGAGGAUAUUGUUUCAUCGUGAUGGUGCUAAACAUGAUGUAGUUUUUCUGUCUCGUCUUCUCUGAGAUUUUGGUUUCUUUUUAUGAGAAGAAACAUAAACUCCCCUGAGCCUUCUGAUAAAGAAAACACUUUUUUUCCAAAAUGUAUUAAUGCCAUAUGAAUCAGCAAGGCAGCCCUGUGAAAGAACAUCUGACUGCCAUACAUCCAUAAUAGCACUUUUCAGUCAGGCGAAACAAUGGUGUCCAAACAAAGAGAAAUUUGUCUCAAUGAUUGGCUUUUGUUUUGGCUACAAAUGGAUGAGUAAAGAAAGUUAUUCAUGCAUUUCUUUUUCUGCAGUGACCGAAGAGGUGAUCUUCAGCAUGAAAAUUCCUGUGACAUUCCUGAGAUGAUUUCACGGCCUGAGUGGAAAAGGCUUGGUCCUCUGAUCUCCUGAUCCCCCUCAGAGCUGCUCAUGACCCAAACAUUGGAUGGGGGUGGGCAAGGUUGGGGCUGAGCUUGUUGGGGACUGUGUGAGUGCAUGCGGGCCUCUUACUUUGAAGUCCUGGUCAGCAGAGAAUCAAUUUCUCUCACUUUAAGUGAUGCCUUCUGCUCCAUUGGUGUCUUGAGGGUUAACCUUUCUUUCUAUACGUAGAUCUUCAUCUUUAAGUAGAGUUAAUCCACCUAAACACCUCCUAUAAAGGCUCUUUGAUGUUAUGGUGCAAGAAGCUAUAAAAAAUCAAAAGGCUCGUAAGGUUGUCCGUCCUCAGUAAAAGGUGAAGGAUUGAAGUUCAUCCAGGUUCAGUUCACAGGUAUCUUUAUACAAAUAGCUCACUUGAGCUUUUCACAGACAAGCAUAGCUGAGUGACGAUGAAGCCCAUCGGUAUACUAUAGGUCUAAAAGUCUGGAGCAAAUGCUCUUCCUGAUGUUCACACAUGCCUGCAGACACACCUGAAAGGAAAAGGGUUUCCUUAUGCUGUAGUCACAACAGCAGUAAAACAUACUUUCCUUUAUGUAUCCGUUUGUGUCUCGCAUGUAAGACUUACGGCAGUGUUCAAUCCUCCACAUUCCAGUCACCAACAAUCACAAACUUGGCCCCGUUAAUUUCUAAACACAGCUCUUGAGCUCAGCAGUAAUGCAAUGCAGCCAUCUGGUUGUUCUUUUCUCCCCAUGUUUGAUGUAUAAGCUCGCUAUUGUCAGACGUCGGACACAAUUGGUAGAGUAUGUAACAACCAACUCACUGUGUAACAUAUGUUGGGCACUGGGCCAGUCCAUAUAGCAGACCUCCCUAUGCUGUUCCUCGAGAUACUUUAGUUUGGCCAAGCGCUGUGGAUCUACUUUUGGAGCACUCAUACUGAUGGUAAACCCCUUUGACAAAAUGAUUUGACGAUUAUUUAACUCAUCUGAUAAGACGUACCUGAUCUCUUGCCAGGGGUUGGACCAUUAGCCCAAUGCCAAUCAGAAAUCAGCAGGGGGGAAGUCUAGAGGGGUGGCAUAGCCCUCUCUGAAAUCUGAUAGAGAUAUAUAAUUGUGCAUGCUUAUGUCAAUUUUGGUGCAGAGUGGAUUAUUAUGUCAGAGGACAAGUUUGUUACAAAUAUUGAUUUCUGGCCUUUCUUGGUUUUGAGGUUGUCUAUAAAACUGUGUUUCUGUUGCAUACGGCUCAGACGUUGUUUGCAAAGACAGGAUCACAGGCUCACAAGCACCUGCUAGCCACAAAACUUUAAGACACAGUACAGUACAGGUGGUCAAACUCUUUCAAGUACUUCCACUGAGCAGUACACAGCUAUUGGAUGUCUAGUUUUUUUAAGACUUAAUUUGAACUGUUGAGAUUCGGUAUAUUUUUAGAUGGAAUUUAGAUGUUGCACUUUAACUCAUUAUUCGCUAACUAUUUUUUCAAAAAGCAACUGUGUGUUGCAUAACUGAUCUCCAAGUACUUAACCAAAAUAAUUAUGAUAGCCGUUGAGCAAUAUACAGUUAGACCUCUGUUAGCCAGCUAGUCUAAACUUGGUCUAAAUUUAGACAUCUAAAAAACUUUCAUAUUUAGACCUGUGGUAGCCUGAUUUUAGACCAGUCGUCUAGGCUACAUUUAGAUGUCUAUUGGACCAAAAAAUUGCUCAGUGGGCUGUGACUUUAAACAGACUUAUUUUUGAGUUUGUGAGGAAUUAAGCUGAGGAUUUUUUGUGUUGCCACUCUGAUGUGUUACUUUUUAAAUAGAAAAAUUAUUCAGAGGGGUAAAAAAAAAAACAUACUUCACUCACUGUCCUCUGUGCUGGCUGGCUGACUGAUGAAGAUUAGCAGAAUAGGUUUCUUUUAAAUGUUGGUAGUCAUAAUAUGGUUAGCAAAGGCAGAAAUGGUCAAUAAAUGCUACUCAUUAUGUGCGCAUGUGUUUUUAAAUAUCCUUCAUGACCUAGUAGGGCCACUCACCCACUUAAUGUCUGAACACACCACUACAAAAAUAUCAAAAUGUUUCACUGUUUCUUUAUUGAUCAGUAAUUAAAAAGACAAUUCAAAGUACACUUCCAAAAGGACAACAUAAUCGAUUAGACAACAGCUAACAUUAGCAUGAUGCUACUUAUCAGACAUUGCUGUUAGCUAUGAUGUGAGCUAGAAAUCCAUGUCUUGCAUAAAUAAUUUUUGCUUGGGUGUGGUUAGAGGUUAGCGCAUUUUUGUCCUUUAGCCACCAGUUUGAAUAUAAAAUGUGUCUACAUACAAGUACAUUGGACGUACCUUGUGGUUAUUAUUAAGCUCUCAAAAAUCAAGAAGGAUCAGGGAGAAAACAUUGAAGUUUUGAUGUGUAUUUCAUAUUCAUAAGGGAAGACGUGAUGGGGUUUACAAAUUUCCAUCUGUGAAUGGAAAAAUGCUCAAAGACAGCUCUUUCUUUUGCUUCUGAAAGAGGGGAAGAGUAAGCAAAUCUACUAGUUAGUAAUGCUGAGUGUUUAGGCAACAGUCUGUUUUUGAUUUCAUGUUAGUAUGAACAGAGAAAGUGAUUUCAUAAUGGUACUAAACACAACUCUGCCGGUUGGUAAGAGAGCUUUGCUUGAGAUCUGAAUUAAGUCCAAAAGCUUCUAAAUUUUGUAGUUGGGAUUACUAAAGUCAAUAGCAAGGCCCUCUCUGUAUGUUCAGAACUUUGCCCUGUCAUUUGUGGAGUAGAAGGAGAGGCUCACAGAGGAUGUAAAUCUUUUCAUCUGGGGAAAAAACUGCCAGUGACGUAGUCAAAGCAUGAAAUAUCACACCCAAAGGAAACACUGGAAAUUUAUGGCACAGACUCAUACAUAGAAACAAACCAGGGCCAGAAAUAUCAUAAGCUUUUGCAUUAAUGUGUAUUUAGGAUCCAAAUUAUUAGACUUGUUACGGUCUUAGAAAGGUAGACUAUCUUAAUCACAAUAACAGAGAGAUGAAGUGAAGAAAAAAGGGAAUAAGUCAUUUGGAGGAUCUUUAAUGAAUUAGAGAGAUGGAGGAUAACAGUGAGAGAGAAAACAUAGAUUAAGAUUGUGCUCAUGUUUGAGAGAGGAUGCAAAGCAGGAAGAGGCCCACAUUGAGACCAGACGGACAACACUACAGGACUGUGGCACAUGUUUUCAUUUAACCCUUUACAAGAUGUUAGCUUGUUGGAGAGGACCAGAGAAAGUUGGACCCGCCUCUCCUAAAAAUCCCUUUGUCUCAGGCACAAGAAUUUUUGCUGAGUAUAUUAAACAGAAAGAAAUAUUUGGGGUUGUUUAACAAUUACCAGUCAUUCAAAGCUUCGAAAGCAAAGAAAAUGUAUACAGAACAUACCACGAGAGUGUCAGGAGUGUAUUACUUAUAUGUGCAUUACAAAACAAUCAAAUCACUGCUGUUAGAGCAAAUUAAAAGCUUCGUAUAAAUGCUAGAUGAAAGCCAAAUUGCAUGGAUUAACUCUGCUUCUUUGUCUUUUUAGGUGCUAAAAAGACAAUAAAUGCAGCUUUAAUCACUGAGUGAGAGUUUAUGGCUUUGUUCAGAACAGAAAAUAGCAUUUAAGCCAAAAGGAUAAAAAAUAAUAAUAAUUUACAAGUGCUUAAAUAAAUAGUGGGGUUCAGCGGAAAAGCAGUGAAUGUGCUACACACAGAUGGGAACAAUCCCUCACAGCCACUGCAUCUCACAUCACUCACAUAAGUGGAAAAAGAGACUCAAGAGUGGGGUGUGCAGGGCCAUGCUUGAAAGAGUAAAAUGGGGUGCAGGCGGGUGGAGGAGAAGGGGGUGGAAGGAGCCAACAGCCAGAGAACAUAAAGUGGGGUGGAGAGGGGGGAUGGCAAGACAGAAAGGAGAGCAGGGAGGGAAGGUUUUUACUUAACAUUUGUCAGAGUCCCCCUCCAGUUCUGAGCAAACUCCAAGAGAAGGGACAAGGAGGGCCAGUCUCUCUGAACAGGUACGUGUGUGUGUGUGUGUUUUUUUUUGUGUGUGUGUGUGUGCAUGUGCAUGGACAUAUGUUGGUUUGUUUUUGUGGUUUUUCUAUGUAAUCUGAUAAGAGGUGGAUAAAUAGGCAUGAUGACAGUCAUGUUUCUUAAGUUUUGGGAUUUUUUUUGUCUUUAAAUCUGAAGAUAAUUAUUGGAAAUUUUCCCACAGCGGUGAGAGCCAUCAACAAAGCUGGCAUUCAUAGCUGAGCCGUCUUUCCUUUUUUUACACUUCCUCUCUGGAUUCCCUGUGGUUUAAGACCCCUAAAAAUGUACCUCUUUGCAAGCAGUUACACACUCAAAACAAAGUCAGAGGCUGUAAUACAUCUUUGAAUGUUCAUUUAACUCCACAAAGAUAACAUGGACGUUUGCUCAAAGGUAGAAAAUAGUCUUAAGGAGUGUUGACAUAAGGUAAAAGGAGAGAAAAAAAAGCAGAAAGAGUCUCUGUAAAUGCCAAAUGUCAACAAAAAGAGAAACUGUCAGGAUUAGUCCCAGUUAUGAGUUAGAAAAAAAUAUCAAAGGAGGUCAUUUUUUAACCAAAGUAAGAUAUGAUUUUUAUUUUAUUUAUUUAUUUAUUUAUUUAUUUUUUUACAUUUUUUUAGAUUCAAUGCAUCUUUAACAUUUCUUUCAUUUCAGUAACACAACAGUCAGUCCCUGAUUUGUUUGAUUUUCUUUUGUCUUGCACUUUAACUUUUCUGACUUUGUUUUCUGAGUUUUUUGUUUUUUUUUUGCUUUUGCACUUUUUAUUUGCUAAAGAAAAAAAUCAACGCAAAGAGAAAUAAGGCAUUAACAGUUAUUGUGUUAAUCUUUACUUUGAGCUAUACGUGUUAGAAAAUGUUUGAAAUUCUGUUUAGUGCAGCUUCACUCACUUUUCUUCUGUCAUGCCUCAUUGUCUUUGUCAGAUAACAGUGGAGCUUUGUGGUUCUGUGACCAUGAGAGUGAUUAUCAUCUUCCUCCUGUCUUGCCUGCUUCCACACUCUCUCGCCAAUGGACGGGACCCUUUCGCCUGGCUGUACAACCGGCGAAGUGAGGGACAUUUUCUUGGCUCUCUGCAGGCAGACACUGCAGGCGGACCAUGUCCAGACGAGUGUGACUGCCCCCCUACUUACCCAGUCGCCAUGUACUGUGAUGGACGAGGACUGACAGCCAUGCCAACCAUCCCCUCCCGAAUAAAAUACUUGUACCUCCAAAACAAUGCGAUCACGGCCGUGCCAGACUCCGCUUUCGUCAAUGCAACCAAUCUUGUGUGGCUCAUGAUGCACCACAACCAGCUGACAUCUGAAGCCAUUGGCAAGGAGGUAACAGUCUACAUCUGGUCUGAGUCAAGUAAUGCCACAUGUGAGCUCAGUGUGUAAUGGCUGUCAGAUGGCUUGCAGGUGGCACGCUGCUGGAUAACACAGGAAAUAGUAAUUGUUUUAUUGUUGUUAAUCUGUGUAAAUGGCAAGUGCAUUCAUGCGUUUAGAUGAGUAGAUUUUUAAGUCCAACUUGAUUUGUUGGGAUUUGUUUUUGAAUUAGCUGUGUUUAAAAUGACAUCCAUCGUCUAUAAAGUGCACAACACUUAAAAUUCACCAUCUGUUUUUAGUGGCCAAACAAAUGCAUCCAUUAAAUUCUAAGUCAUAAACUCCACAGUAAGCCAAAGUCGUCCACGGUAUACAUACAAUUCUCUGCUAACAACUGCAAAAGGAUAUAACAUUGGAGAAUUGUGUCUAAUAUCUCAGUUUAUAAUAGAUUAUGUAGUUAUUUGCUGAGUUUCCAUUUCAGUGGCUAUUACUGAUCAAGAGAUUGCUAUUAACUGCGGCAGAAAACGAGCUAAAAUAACCCCAAAAGUGUUCACUAAUAGUGCAACGAAUUCAGAAGCAAAGGUAACUGUCAAAACAUAAGCUGCGUUUACAUGGGCACAAAUAAUCAGAAUAAAUGCCCGAUUGGAAUAAAAAUGCGUCAUGUAAACAUAUCGAUCGGAAGAUUCUGAUCCAAUUCGGCUCAAUCGGAAAGAAAUUGUAUUCCGAUCGAGAGGGGUUUAUGCUGAUCGUUUUUCCAAAACGUGUCCAUAUAAACACUUACUGCGAUCAUUACCCCCCCAAGUUAGCUGUGUUUUAAUUAGUUAUCUUAAGUCAAAAUGAGUGGAUGUGACAUCAUGAGCAACAGAUUUAUCAACAGUAUUUCUUAUUUUUUUACAGUGGGAGGAGAUGGAGGUGUGGUUGUAAUACUUCCAGCAUCAUCUAACCUGUGCUCUGGCUAUUUUAUUUGCAGCUUAUAAGGUUGUUACCCAAUGUUUCCCAGAAAAUAAGUUGUUUUAUGAUCAUAUUUGACUUUGGUUGGUAUUUAUCAGACUCUAGAGAAAAAAAGAAGAAAACUUUAUGGCACAUUCCCCAGAAAGCCAAAAUUUCCUAUUGACAAGCAAAAAAAAAAGGAACCGGAUUACUUUUGGGGCCAGCCUUGGUAAACCUUUUGUCAACCAUUUGUUUCGGCCGUUUUAAUUUAUUUGAUAGCUCUGAUGUAGAAAACAGGAAUUGUUGGAGGGGGUGACAGUGAAAGCCUGAAGCUGGAGUCCAACCUGGGACACCUGUGUUGAGGGUUGUAGCCAUUUAAUAUUUGGAAAACAUGUUAGUAGUUGAGCUGGACCAGAAACCCACUUCCUGCCAUCUCUGCAUCAGCUGUAUUUUGAGGUUCCUCCAACAGUUUGAGUUUUGAAAUUGUCCCCUAGACCAGUACUAGUUAGUUCGGUCAGCCCAGCACCUCGGAGGUUUUCUUGCCAGGGUUCGCACCUGGCAUCCCAGGGCUGCUCUGGACCGAACCCUGACCGGACCUCAGACCUUUUCUCUCCCCCUGGUUUGUUCAACUUUAGAGACUCCAACCAGGGAUAAGACUCCCUUAGAUUUAAAGCUCCUAAUACUUUCUGCAGCUGUUUGGAGCUUCUCAUUUUUUUACUGCUCUGUAAUCUGAUGAACAGAGCACCAUCAUCUCUAUUAAAUGGUCUUUCACCUAUUUAAAAUGUAUUAGUUUCACAAAGCCCUCCCUGUGAGGACCGGAGACCUUGAUUGUCAUGAUUAGAAAUGCCACAUUUGUAACAUUACAUUUUCAUCUGGUCUUUGUAUUUGAAACCGAGACCAACUCAAUGACAACAUGUUCUGUAUUGGUCUUUUUCUAGCAUCCAAAUCUAAUGGCAUUGGAAAACAAACAAACAUGAAAUACAUCUCAUUCAGUGGUAUAGCUUUUUGCUUCAUUAAUUAAAAUACACAAAAAGGAAAUAGCCAACAAAUAAUGUCUAUCUUCAAUCAAACAUACUUGACAAUGUUACUUUGGCCAGUCUGGAUCUGAGGUUCGUUUAUUUUCAUUAAUUCCUACUAUUUUAGGGUGACCCUAAUAUGACUUCCCAAAAAGGGGACACGACUACGCAGGGGCGGAGUCACCGGGUCAUACAAAGUUAAUUUUGAGAGUUUUUCAUGCGGAUCGACUGUCUUUUACACGCUUCUAACUCAGUAUGUCCACGUGACACAAAAUCGAAACUUACGUUGACAUUUGAAGGAUUUUAUAAACCACCCCAGACAAAGCCGGACAAACCCAGACAGCCCCCCAAAAAAGAGGACAUGUCCGGGUAAAAGAGGACGUAUGGUCACCCUAUACAAUUAACACAUUUGACCUUUGAUUUGCAGCCACAGUGCAGUGCAGCCACAAGAUUAUUUUACUGUGUUUUCAACUGUGUUAUUCAGACACUGGCAUGCCCCUACAGUGGGCCAAAGAGUCUUUAAUCCAAGGAAAUCUUUCAGUAUUUUUUAACAAUAAAAACUGUCAAUAAGACAUUGAAAAUAAAGCCAGAAUGUUAAUAUGUCAGUACGGGCAGCAGAAAUGUGAUUUCAGAUGGACACAGUCAAGCUAAUGAGUGACGAGGAGGAUGGUAAUAUAUUUGUCAUUUGCAUUAUCUUUGUAGGCUUUUCUGAAGUUGGGAUUACUGCAGCGUUUAUAUCUUCAACACAACAACCUAACCAGCAUCCCUCCGAACCUCCCUCGCACCCUGACAGACCUGAGAAUCAACCACAACAACAUUGAGAAGGUAAUAUUUCACUGGCAUUCAUGCCAAGCCCCUCUCCUUUUACUUUUUGCUUGUACACAGUAGAGACAUUGGACUUUAAAAUCAUUUCCACUGUUGCCUAGGUAACGGCUGUAGAUGUGGAAGGGAUGGAUAACCUCACCGUUCUGUAUCUCCAUGACAACGCUGUCACAGAUAUGGGCACAUCAUUGAAGGCACUGAAAUCCCUUACAUUGUUGGACAUCAGUGGCAACAAGUUGACAAAGGUAUUUAUAUUUGUCUCUGUGUCUGAACAAGUCGAUGAGCAGCCAAUUCCUAGCCUCUAUAAUAUUUUCAUGAACUGAUCUUAGGUUCCUACCGGACUGCCUGAACAUCUGCACCAACUCUACAUGGAGUCCAACUCCAUCGAUUCUCUACCAGAGGGCUUUCUGAGCAGCUUUACUCAGCUUCAGUACAUCAGGAUAGCACACAACCAGCUCACUGACAAGGGCAUCCCUCCAAACACCUUUAAUGUGUCAGGGCUGGUGGAGCUGGACCUGAGCUUCAAUAAACUGGAGAGAAUCCCACCCGUGAGCGCAACACUAAGGCACCUCUAUCUGCAAGCCAACCAGAUAAAAGGUAAGGGUUUUUUUUUUUGUAAAAAUAUUUACAACUUUUGAUGUGUCUUUAAAAAUGUAAAUUUAGCUUCUACUAAACCAGUAAAUAUAUAAACAAUGGACGUUUUUUUGUACUCAUUGUAGAAGAUGUUUUCUGUGGGUCUUUACAGGCCAGGUGGUAACAUUGGAUGUUUGGGGAAGAUUUUCUGUAGGUUCUAGGAAGGCAUGCAGCAAUUCUCAACCACUUUUCAUUUAUCCCACCAGAGUUCACUCUGGGUAGUUUCUGCACAGUUGUGGACGUGUCCAACUUCUCCAAACUGCAGACCCUGCGACUGGAUGGGAACGAGAUCAGUCGACAGGACAUCCCUUCAGAGUCAGCCGUCUGCCUGCGUCAGGCUUCCACCAUUGAGGUGUAACCAUCUCAAAGUGUGUGAUAAGAUGUGUGGCACGCUGCUCAUAAAUGCAGCUCAGUUUGUAGGGUGUGCCAAAAGUGUUACAAAUUUCUUUAAUGACAUGCUAAAACCAAAACCAUAAUAUCUACUGUUCACAUAAAGCAAAUCUGAGGAUCUUUCCAUUAAAAGGCAAGUGGAGGAAGCAGAUGUUUCAUACUUUGCUGUGCAUCCUCUAUCAACUCAUGGGUUUCAUACGGCAUAACAUUUGCAUCACCAUCUUUACGACCUACCUAGGACCAGACAUCAGUUCAUAACAAAGCAUCAGGACCACCUAACUGAACGAGAAAAAUAGGAUUUGGGAGUUUGAGUCUUGAAAUUACAACAACAAAUCUGUAAACUACUGAGUCAAGAGUCAAUUUUUCAAUAUUUUGAGUAUGUGGUUAGCCUGUCUAUUGUUUUGAAGGAGAAGAUCGAAACAGCAGCUAUAGUCUCCUGAGCUACACUGAGUAUCUUGGAGUAUGUUGAUAACUGAACGUCAAGUGUUUUAGCACAUCAGCACAGCAUUGUCAUAAGAAUCUGGAUUUUGAAUCAUUUGUGUAAGAAACUGAUGUUUGACUGAAACCUAUGAAUACAGAAAUUAGUUAAUCUUCAGGACUUUCUCAAACAAAUCUCUACUGUCAAUAUGUUUGGUUUUAUUUGAUUCAAGCCUUUUUUUCACAAACAGCAGUCUAUAUGUCUAAAGAUGACAUGUGACAGUGUUUAAUGAUUGUUCUAGAAAACUGAAAAUAAUCUGACUUCUUUCCUUCAUUUAUGUUGCAGUGAGGAUCAGUGCUCUCCAUUAUCACUGUUUGUUACUGUCUGUGUCUUUUUUUGCUAUUGUUAAAAGCAUGCUGUCUAUUCUUCGGUCUUUUUAGAUGAUAAUAAAAAUAUCGUGUGAUAUGAUAUACUUUAUUUGAAAUAAUUAGCUAAUGUUGAACAAGUCAACAUCUUCAUUACUUGACAACCCUUUCUCAUCGUCAUAUCCUGUUUCAACUGGACAGUUUAUUUUAUCUUACGAACGAUAAUGCUGUGAACAUGUUCUUUUCUAAGCGGAUAACCUCUCUUUAGUGAAAUUCAUCUUCUUCAGAGACCAAAUCUAUGCUCGAAGUGUACUUUUUGAGUGUUGUACUGCAGUAAAUCAGACAUACUAUAUGUUCUUCUUGUGUUAGUUUAUGUAUUGCAUGGAGUAGUUAUACUGACAAAGGGUUAAUGUUUACAUGCCUGUUGGAGAAUGAAUAAAAAUUGGGAUUUUCGACAGUUCCUUAAA
Messenger RNA from Xyrichtys novacula (pearly razorfish), 11791 nucleotides. NCBI's taxonomy places the organism in Eukaryota, Metazoa, Chordata, Actinopteri, Labriformes, Labridae. The record is from the annotation of a GenBank genome assembly.